AUGACCGUUCACCCCUUUGGCGCCACGUCUUCUCCCAGUUGUGCGAAUCUCGCGCUUCGUCAAGCCAUUGCUGAUAAUGCAGAAAAGUUCCUGAAACAUGUGAUCGAUCUAGCUAACGAGUGCUUUUAUGUUGAUGACUGCUUGUUCAGUGUGGAUACUGAGGAAGAAGCCAUAGGUUGGAUUGAUAACUUGAAGGCUAUCACUUAUUCAGGUGGGUUCCGUUUGGUGAAGUGGAUCAGUAAUGAAGAGUGCGUCUUGAGACCCUUACCUCCAGAAGAACUAAGGUCUCCAGAAUCACAGCAUAGAAUCCAGUACGGUUGCUUGAAAAGUGCACUUGUUGUGGUGUGGAAUACCACCGACGACAGUAUACAGUUCGACUUGAAGGAAUUCGAAGGCAGCCCUACUCGAAGAAAGAUAUUAUCCUUCGCGGCCUCCGUCUACGACCCUUUGGGUAUCCUAGCACCAGUUUUACUUAACCCAAAGCUGCUACUUCUGGACAUUGUCAGACAGAAAUUGGAAUGGGACGGACAGCUAUCCGAAGAAGAAAACAAUCCCUGGACCCGAUGGUUACAGGAGCUAAAGGAGUGA
Molecule: messenger RNA, 588 nt
Organism: Echinostoma caproni
Lineage: Eukaryota; Metazoa; Platyhelminthes; Trematoda; Plagiorchiida; Echinostomatidae
Source: the annotation of a GenBank genome assembly